AUGAGUCGUACUCUUUCCCGUGUACCGGAUGAUCAAACGAAACUCAAGAAGAAAUUAAAUGAACUCAUGAAACUAGAAGGGAAUAAAUUGUGUGCUGAUUGUGGCUGUCGUGGUCCACGUUGGGCUUCGAUUAAUCUCGGCGUGUUCAUUUGUAUUGCGUGUUCAGGAAUUCAUCGGAGUUUGGGCGUUCAUUUGACAUUUGUUCGUAGUGUGAAUUUGGACUCGUGGACAUUGGAACAAGUACAACAGAUGCAACGAUGGGGUAAUACACGAGCUAAAGGCUAUUACGAAGCAAACAUUCCGUCGGAUUAUCCGAUUCCAAAGGAACAUUCAUCGGUACGGGAUAAGGAAAUGUGGAUUCGAGACAAAUAUGAACGGAAACGUUUUGUAGGAACGAUAAGGAAUGAGAGAGAAGAAGAAGAAGAAGCAGAAGAAGCAGAGGAAGAACGUGGAGGACGUCGGAAGAAACAAUUGAGCGAGGAUGAGGAGGAGGAGGAGGAAGAGACACGAGACAUGAAUGAACGACGUCGCGAGAAACGUCUAGACAAAAGUCGAGCACGUCGUAGCUCACGCACAAAUUCUCGAGAGUCUACUCCACCCGUCGUGACUGCAACUGCUGAUAUUGUAUCCUUUGAUGUAUUCAGUGAUGCCGUUCCAGCCACGAAACCUGUGGCACCACCUGUGGCACCACCUGUUGCAGUGUCAGCACCAACGACGCAGUCGAAACAGGACGACUGGGCCUCAUUUGGAGGAUCCACCACUACACAGUCGGAAUGUGAAAAUGCGUUUGCUUGGCAAGCUCCACCACCACCGACAGAUCAGCAUGUGAAAAAAAUGGCCAACAUCAUGGCGAGUUUUGGCAGCUCCAUGCAGCAACAGCCUCAACAACAACAACAGAACGUCUUUACUCCUCAACAACAACAACACAUCGCCUUUACUCCCCAACAAGGAAUGACGUCACUAGCUCCGAUGAUGGGGUCACAGAUGCCUAUGAUGCAGCCUCGACCAAUGGGAAUGAGUAUGCCUAUGAGUAUGCCUAUGAGUAUGCCUAUGAGUAUGCCUAUGAGUAUGCCUAUGGGCGGACAGGGUAUGGGCGGACAGGGAUUCAUGAACCCUAUGAUGGGACAACUUCCCAAUAUGAUGAUGGGAUAUCCCAUGCAGAACCAAAUACUCGGUGCGCCGCAGCAGAACGGCAUGAUGAUGGGUGCUGCUGGUCCGAUGGGAUUCCAGGGUCAACCGAUGAGAAUGAAUCCGAUGGGCAUGCAGAUGAAUCAUGGAGGCUUUCAGCCGCAGCAGCAGCAACAACAACAACAACAACAACGGCAACAACAACAACAGCCACAACAGCCACAGGCGCAAGUAGGCGGACUGAGUCAGCCGUUUGUCAACUUUGGCUAG
Molecule: messenger RNA, 1398 nt
Organism: Peronospora farinosa
Lineage: Eukaryota; Oomycota; Peronosporomycetes; Peronosporales; Peronosporaceae
Source: the annotation of a GenBank genome assembly